Messenger RNA from Klebsormidium nitens, 1832 nucleotides. Lineage: Eukaryota; Viridiplantae; Streptophyta; Klebsormidiophyceae; Klebsormidiales; Klebsormidiaceae. The record is from the annotation of a GenBank genome assembly.
GCCGAGGCUGUAGUUACUCUUCUUCCGCGUUUGCAGCAUUUGCUUCUGUAUGCCCCUCUCUGACUGCCAACAUCCCCUUCCGUCAGCAGCACUUGGCAGGCCGCACCGCUCUGCUUCAGAGAGCUGCUCUGCAGCCGACAGUGGCUCCGGCUGACUCACAGCUCAUACAGGCGGUCAGGCUUUGCUGCAGCUCGUUUCCAGCUCCUACUUGGUCGCCACAUUGUCCCAGUUUAAUAGCCCCACCAUUCCUUUGCAGCUGGCGUCACCCUUGUCACUGUUAGUACUAGCACUAGUAGACACUUGACCAGCCAGCCACAUUGCUGCAGCUUGAGGUGCCACUGGCAACAGUUCACCAUGGGGGGCAACGACUACUUCAGCGUGACGGCCAUGUUUGUGAUGUUCAGAGAGUGUAUGGAGGCGGCUGUCAUCAUGGCGGUUCUACUGCAGUACGUGGCAAAGACUGGCAAGACGUAUUUGAAGAAACAAGUCUGGAUCGGGGCAGGCCUCGGGCUGCUGCUAUCCAUCAUUUUUGCAGUGAUUUUCAUUGUGAUAUACUAUACCCUCGAUAAGGAGGUGUUCACCGGCAAAGGGGAGCAGAUCUUCAGCAGGAUCAUCUCCGUGAUUGCCUCCGUCAUGAUCACCAUCCUCGCCUUCGGCAUGCUCAAAAUGUUUGCGCUCCAGGAGAAGUGGAACCGCAAGCUUAAGAAGUCAGCUUUGGAGGCACUAGAGGGCAAGCAGGCGUUCACCACUCGCUAUGCUCUCUUCAUCAUUGCAUUCACCGCCGUCAUUAGGGAGGGCAUUGAGGCUGUGCUGUUCCUUGCCGGGGUUGGGGUUGGAACGCCGUGGAAAGCCAUUCCCCUGGGCGGAUUUGUGGGUGCAGCACUUGGCGUGUUCUUUGGAUACUUCCUUUUCUUUGGGUUGAAGCCGGUGCAGAUGAAGUGGUUCUUCUACAUCUCGACCGUCAUUCUCAUGUUCCUCGCCGCAGGGCUCAUGAUGACGGGCAUCCACGAAUUCCAGUUGGCGGGAGCCUUCGGAUAUUUUCCCCCUGAAAGUGAUGAAGGCGAAUCAGCGCCGGCAGAGGCAGCGGCCCCCGGACCGGCCCCGGAGGAAGAAGAGAGGGAGCUCUCGUGGCAUAACAAGGCGCUCUGGAACAUCUGCAGCUGCUGUAGCGAUGCGGACCAAGGGUUCUUCGAGUUGGCCCGGGCGCUGGUCGGCUACGUGUGCGACCCGACGUUCAUCCAGGUCAUCACGUACAUCUGCUACUGGAUCGUCGUCAUUGGGGUCUUCGUUUUCAAGGCCCGGCGGGGCACGCUCGACAAGUACCGGGUCAAAGACGAGGAACUAGAGCAGGCAGAAGCGGACCUCGAGGCGGCCCCUGCAGGCGCGGAGAAAAAAGCUGAUGAGGCCGCGAAGGUGGAACUAGUCCCGGAAGCAAGGUAGAGGUCACUAUCUUCGGUUUCCAUUACCAUUCGGUGCAAUCAUUUUGCGACCGCUGUCGCGCAUUGAAGCGAUCGGUCUUUGUCAAAGAGACGACUCAACGUCGGUCCUUAGCACAGAGGAUGAGUUGCUGAUCAGAAGCCAUCCGACAGGCGAACACGCAACAGGCGUUGCGAAAGUUCAGCAGUCAGGAUCUGCUCAGAAUACGUCAUGGGGACGAGCAUUCGACGCUUGAGCCCAAGAGUCACAAAAGCAGCAACUAGGGCGGAGACUACCUCCAAGAGCUGAUUGACUGCUGAGGCUGAUCCCAAGAACAUAUGUACCAUAUCAAAUGAGCUUCUUGGCGAGCUACUUCCAAGAGUUCGUCGAAGCGGCUAUGGCCUGCGUUCACCGCC